Messenger RNA from Sitophilus oryzae (rice weevil), 2457 nucleotides. Its product is annotated as exocyst complex component 8. Gene Ontology annotation, cellular component: exocyst. Bases 132 to 2219 code for a protein of 695 amino acids. The transcript is spliced from 3 exons. NCBI's taxonomy places the organism in Eukaryota, Metazoa, Arthropoda, Insecta, Coleoptera, Curculionidae. The record is from RefSeq and is a predicted model, not a curated record. Gene Ontology annotation, biological process: Golgi to plasma membrane transport; exocytosis; intracellular protein localization.
ACGUCAAAACUAGAAACUAGUUAAAUACUAAAUAUUUGUGUUAGCAUUUUGACUGCUAUUUAUAAUAUACUUCUCAUUCUAUUCACUAUUCCAUUUAUGCGGAAAACUUACUUACAAUUUAUACUAUUAACAUGGAACAGUUGAAAGAACCAAGUUUUCAAUUAUUCGGUGAUCCAGAAUUUGUUGCCGAAAAGUAUGUACGAGACACAUCGCAAAAUUAUGUAGGUGGUUCCGAAUUGCAGAAUAUUAAAAAGAAAAUUCAAGCUUUAGCAGAUGAAACCAGUAGCAGUUUGAAGAGAAACGUGUAUCAGAAUUAUGUACAGUUUAUUGAAACUGCUAAAGAAAUUUCUCACUUAGAAAGUGAAAUGUACCAAUUAUCGCAUUUGCUUUCCGAGCAAAAAUCUUUAUUAAAUGCCUUAUCUGCUACAUCAAUUUUAGAAGAUGGUACUCACGUUAAUGUUGAAACUAAUAAUAAAUUAAGUGAGCAAGAAGUUGAGGAGGAAAACAAGCAAAAACUAUCAAUGAUCCUUGAAAAAGUAGAAAACUGUAAGGAUUUACUGGAAGUGCCUGGUAGAACUUUACUUUUUGAAGGUGACUUACUGGAAAUUGAUCCUACUGAAAGUACGGCUUUGAAAUUUGUGCAUGUUUAUUUAUUUAAUGAUGGGUUAAUGAUAACAAUUAGAAAUUCAAACAGUCGAGGCAUAAUGAGGUAUGCAUUUGAAAGUAUGUACGAAUUGGGUAGUUUAGCUGUUGUAAAUGUUCGUGAUUUGGGCAAUAUCAAACAUGCUUUUAAAUUAUUAAUUUUUCCUGAUACUAGAGUUUUUCAGUGUUCAUCAAAUACAAGCAAGAAAGAAUGGUUAGAUAAAAUAGAUCAGGCCAAAAAAACAAAGUUAGCUGCUGAACAACAAAAAAGGGAAUCGACUUUGUCAGAAAAAUUGUCACCCUCUAGGUCAACGUCGGUUGAUUUAAGUAUCAAUAAUAAACCAGAAGAAGUUACUAUAAUACAUCCUGAAUGGUUUUUGGAUGUAGCUGAUGAACUUGAUGUCUGCAUUGCCCAAAGACAUUUUGAAGAUGCAGCCAAUUACUUACAAAAAGCCCAAAAUUACAUAACAAAAAUUACAGUACAAAAUGGUGAACUCGAUCAUGUUAUCAUAGAUGUUAAGAAAAAAGUUGAACAAAAGCAAGACAGUUUAAUAGAGACCCUGAUGAAGGAACUAGAAGUUAACCCUGAUAAAUCACUACAAGGUGGAUUAAGGGCUACAAGAAGAGCUGUGAGAUUGCUUAAUCAGUUGGGAAGAUCUACUCAAUCAUGUGACUUGUUCUUAAAAUUAUGUAGUAGUAUGUUGAAAACUCAAUGUAAAAGAGUAAAAAGAGAAGGCUCGACGACAAUGUAUGUCAGGCAUUUGGCUAGUGUCGUUUUUACUAAUAUGUGUCAUAUGUCAGAGGAAUUUUUGAGAGCUUUUCCUGAUUCAGUUGACUGUGCCUCAGCUUAUGUAGUCUGGGCGAGUGGAGAACUUAAUCUAUUCACUACACAUUUUAUCAAACAAGUUUUUAUGCCACAAACUAGUCUUUCUACAAUCACUGAAUGCGUGCUGUUAGUAAGAUCUCAGUGUGAAAGGUUAUGUUCAUACGGUGUUGAUUUUCGUUAUCAGUUAGAUGGGGCAUUAAGAUCUUCAUUUGUAAAAGCAUUGAGAGAUACAAGGGAGAAACUUGUAGAUUCAAUGAAGUUGAGAGCCUCUGAAGACAAAUGGAUUCCAAUGAAUUUAGUAUCAAAAGCCAGUUUGGCCAAAUAUCUACAAGAAUACAGCAAUAUGGGACUUAAAUUAGACUUCUAUGUUACUGGAGACGUGUGGCUUCAAUUAACAUCAUGUAAUGUAGCUUUCACAAAAAUUUAUUUGACAUUAGUUGACGAUUGCCUAAAACUGAAAACCACUGAAUUACUACACGUGAUAGAAGAAACGCUCUAUAUUGUUUUUGAGUCCCAAAUGAGGCACAACGUUGUUUCUUACAAUAAUGAGCAACAAAUAGAGCAAAAAAGGUUUAUUUUGAAGAACAUUGAAUUUUUAUUAGUUGCUGUUCUUGAACUGGUGCAGAAAAAAAUCAAGGGCGAAACAGGAUACGAAUCAGAACAUUUAAACAAACUCUGGAACGAGUAUUCUGGUUUAUUAAAGCAAUCCUCUCGCAACACCAAGACAAAAUAUUCAUCAGAUUUUUUAUAAUAAAUAUAUACCUAUUAACUAAUUUAUAAUUUAUUAAUUGUAUAGUAUAAUCAAGAACUAAAAGUAUGAGCUGUAUGUAGAUAAGAACAAAUAUGUUAUUUAACUACAAAUAUCUUGUGGUUUUAUAUCAGCAGCAGAUAUAAAAUAACUACUCACAUCUGCAUAAAUAUAUUAGGAAUAUAACAAACACAAUGGUCAAUAUUUUUAGAAAUGGAAACCACUCCAUUUUGGUGAAUAA